Molecule: messenger RNA, 1274 nt
Organism: Euleptes europaea (tarantolino)
Lineage: Eukaryota; Metazoa; Chordata; Lepidosauria; Squamata; Sphaerodactylidae
Gene: UHMK1
Product: U2AF homology motif kinase 1
Exons: 8
Coding region: 1-1245 (414 amino acids)
Biological process (GO): regulation of protein export from nucleus; positive regulation of translational initiation; peptidyl-serine phosphorylation
Cellular component (GO): nucleus; neuronal ribonucleoprotein granule
Molecular function (GO): RNA binding; ATP binding; protein serine/threonine kinase activity
Source: RefSeq, a predicted model, not a curated record
AUGGCAGCGGGGCCGCCGGUGGUGGCGGCGGCGGGCGGGCGGCUGUGGCAGGUGGAGGCCCCGCUGGGCCGCGGCUCGUCGGCCGCCGUCUUCCGGGCGCGCUGCCUGGGCCACCCCCGCGCCCCGCCCGCCGCCGUGAAGGAGUUUCUGCUGCCGGCCUGCGGGCCGGGAGGAGGCGGCGGCGGCGGGGGGGACUACGGCUUCCGCAAGGAGCGGGCCGCGCUGGAGGAGCUGCGGGGCCACCGCAACAUCGUUACCCUGUACGGCGUGUUUACGAGCUGCUCUUCCGUCAAAGGCCCGUCUAACUCUCUCCUCUUGGAGCUGCUGGACAUCAGCGUGUCGGAGCUCCUUGUCCAUUCCAGCCAGCAUGGCUGCUCCAUGUGGAUGACCCAGCAUUGUGCCCGGGACGUCCUGGAAGCCCUGGCGUUCCUCCACCACAAGGGCUACGUGCAUGCUGAUUUGAAGCCACGCAACAUCCUCUGGAGCGCGGAGCAGGAGUGCUUCAAGCUCAUUGACUUUGGACUCAGCUUCAAAGAAGGGAAUCAGGAUGUGAAAUAUAUUCAGACUGAUGGGUACCGGGCUCCUGAGGCAGAGCUGCAGAACUACCUGUCUCAGGCUGGACUGCAGGGCGGAACCCAGUGUACUUCUGCUGUAGAUCUCUGGAGUCUAGGGAUCGUGUUGGUAGAGAUGUUCUCAGGAAUGAAACUGAAACACAUUGUCCAGUCUUGGGAAUGGAAGGCAAAUAACGCUGCCAUUAUUGAUCACAUUUUUGUCAGCAAAAGUGUGGAAAAUUCCGCCAUCCCAGCUUAUCAUCUCCGAGACCUCCUCAAAAGCAUGCUUCACAUGGAGCAAGAGAAAAGAGCUACUGCUGCGGAGGCCUUGUGCAGUCCUUUCUUCAGCAUUCCUUUUGCUCCCCACAUUGAGGAUCUGGUGAUGCUUCCAACUCCUGUGCUGAGGUUGCUAAAUAUUUUGGACGAUGCUGCUCUUCAGAACGACAAAGAAUUUGAAGAUAUAGUGGAUGAUAUCAGAGAAGAAUGUAGCAAAUACGGGCAAAUAGUUUCCUUGUUUGCCCCAAAGGAAAAUCCAGGCAAAGGCCAAGUCUUCGUUGAGUAUGCAAACGCUGGCGAUUCCAAAGCCGCCCAACGAGCCCUGACCGGGAAGAGGUUUGACGGCAAGUUUGUUGUGGCUACCUUCUACCCACUGAGUGCCUACAAGAGGGGAUACGUUUACCAAACCGUGCUUUAGUCUGAAGCAGCGGUCAGGAGUGAGGAGCA